Molecule: messenger RNA, 1215 nt
Organism: Panthera uncia (snow leopard)
Lineage: Eukaryota; Metazoa; Chordata; Mammalia; Carnivora; Felidae
Gene: MAPRE3
Product: microtubule associated protein RP/EB family member 3
Exons: 8
Coding region: 287-1132 (281 amino acids)
Biological process (GO): spindle assembly; regulation of microtubule polymerization or depolymerization; protein localization to microtubule plus-end
Cellular component (GO): cytoplasmic microtubule; spindle midzone; microtubule organizing center
Molecular function (GO): microtubule plus-end binding
Source: RefSeq, a predicted model, not a curated record
AGUGCUCUCUUCCCCCGCAGUCCCUGUGCGUUGAAGCCGGAGACCGCGGCGGCCUCUGCUAGGACCCCUCGCCCCGGAGCCUCCGGCCGGAGCCGCAGCCUCAGCCGCAGCGCCCCCGCCGCCUGUUCCCCGCCCCGCCGCCUCCGCCGGAGCCGCCUCGCGCACUUGAGCUACAAAUAUUGUAUACCAUGAAGGACCAUCCAAUUUAAAGGAGACCCUAAAACGAAGUGUGCAGAAGCCUCCAAUAACUUAGCUGCUGGGCUGUUGCCCUUAGGACAGCUGGGGUAUGGCCGUCAAUGUGUACUCCACGUCCGUGACCAGUGAAAAUCUGAGUCGCCAUGAUAUGCUGGCAUGGGUCAAUGACUCCCUGCACCUCAACUAUACCAAGAUAGAACAGCUCUGUUCAGGGGCAGCCUAUUGCCAGUUCAUGGACAUGCUCUUCCCCGGCUGUGUACACUUGAGGAAGGUGAAGUUCCAGGCCAAACUAGAGCACGAAUACAUCCACAACUUCAAGGUGCUGCAAGCAGCUUUCAAGAAGAUGGGUGUUGACAAAAUAAUUCCCGUAGAGAAAUUAGUGAAAGGAAAAUUCCAAGAUAAUUUUGAGUUUAUUCAGUGGUUUAAGAAAUUCUUUGACGCAAACUAUGACGGAAAGGAUUACAACCCUCUGCUGGCGCGGCAGGGCCAGGACGUAGCGCCCCCUCCUAACCCAGGUGAUCAGAUCUUCAACAAAUCCAAGAAACUCAUUGGCACAGCAGUUCCACAGAGGACGUCCCCCACAGGCCCCAAAAACAUGCAGACCUCUGGCCGGCUGAGCAAUGUGGCCCCACCCUGCAUCCUCCGGAAGAACCCCCCAUCAGCCCGGAAUGGCGGCCAUGAGACCGAUGCCCAGAUUCUCGAACUCAAUCAGCAGCUAUUGGAUUUGAAGCUGACGGUGGAUGGGCUGGAGAAGGAGCGUGACUUCUACUUCAGCAAACUUCGAGACAUCGAGCUCAUCUGCCAGGAACACGAAAGUGAGAACAGCCCUGUUAUCUCGGGCAUCAUAGGCAUUCUCUAUGCCACCGAGGAAGGAUUUGCACCCCCCGAGGACGAUGAGAUUGAGGAACACCAACAGGAAGACCAAGACGAGUACUGAGGGCGGCCCCAGCCCUGGCUGACUGCACGGCUGCCGUGCCUCCCCGCCCUGCUCCCGCCCCACAUUAUAAUCCUUUCCUUACA